GUAACUGAUGUGAUUUAACCGGUGGAUGGUGUUGGCAGGAACACAGUGGUGAAUAGUCCUUCAAACACAUAAGGACUCGUCUACCAACGAUGCAGCCAGCAGAAGGGACCACUGAACGAACCAGUCACGUUGGUCAAAGGAUUCCACUUGAAAACGCAAAUGAAUGGAUCUUUUUGGUGAACUGAUUCAAAAGACUCGAAUUACUGGAAUGAAUCAAAAUCCCCACCACGAGCAGUCGGUGAGAUGCGGGUGGAGCGAGCGCACCAUCAGCCUCCGGAGCAGCGCGCGGGGCUCAGCAUCCAAUCAGCGCAAGGCAGAUGUCUUAUAGCUGCUGUGUGCUCUUCACUUUUACUCACUACAAAGGCGACUGAUCCACUGAAAUAUCAACAAACUAUGUUUCCAGACUUGGCAGGAGGGAUGUUAAGUGAAUGGAGCCCUCUUCACAACCUCCUCCUGCUUUUGGCUUCUAAUUAAAACUUGGCUGUAGAACAUUUCCCUCUCAAAUGUUUAAUUGCCUUUCAGAUGUUGAUGGACUCAUUUGGAUUCUCUCCAAGACACUAACAAUGACUUCAAACACCUGAAAAUUAUAAAUCACUACCCCACAUGUUCUCACAGGGCAUUACUAAGGAAAAACUCCCGCUGUUGGAAUGACACCUGUAAUUUAUAUUCAUUAAUUUUUCAAUAGGACUUGGAAUAACAAUGGCUGCAAUUGAAGUGUAGAGCAUUCAGAAAGUAAGAAGCUGGACAUGACUUUCCUUGGAGGGGUUUAUGUGUCAAAGAAAGUCUUCAUCCCUCAUGGCUGUCCCCUUACCUUGAGAUACAUUUUAGCUGUGAUUUGUUUGAGUGCAAAAGGUUUUGCGUGUCCCAAGAGUUGCCAUUGCUCUGAGAGGAAUGGCUUGACGGUUGUGCAGUGUUCCUCUCGCAACCUAGAAGAGAUUCCCUCCGACCUUCCUCACAAUACUGUGUCGCUUCUUCUGUCCUCCAAUCACAUCACCAAAAUCCCAAACCAGGCUUUUAAAAACCUUCCCUGGCUCCAAGAGCUGGACAUGUCAAGGAACGCCAUCGAAACCGUGGACGCAGGGGCUUUUCAAGGUGUCACAGAGAGCUUGCGGGCGCUCGACCUGUCCCAUAAUCACAUGCAAAGCGUCCCUAAGGAAGCCUUCGCUCGGCUGCAUGCCAAGAUCAGCCUGUCCAACAACCCAUGGCACUGUGAGUGCACCCUUCAGGAGGUGUUGCGUGAACUCCGGCUGGAUCCCGAGACUGUAAACGAGGUGAGCUGCCACACCGCUGUUCAGGAAGAGUACGCCGGCAAGCCUGUCAUCCAGGUCUUGGAUUCGGGCAUAAACUUUUGUAACUUCCACCAUAAGACUACCGAUGUGGCUAUGUUUGUCACCAUGUUUGGUUGGUUCACGAUGGUUAUCGCUUAUGUCAUCUAUUACGUACGGCAUAACCAGGAAGAUGCUAGGAGGCAUCUGGAGUACCUCAAGUCCCUGCCAAGUAGCUCCCAAAUUAGUAAGGACUUUGACACAAUCAGCACUGUUCUCUAGCAUCAGUCAAUGCAGUGUAGGAGUGAAUGUGUUUGGCACAUUGAUGAUGGCACAACAGCAAGCCUUAUAAGGGAGAGUGGGGUAAGAUGUGUCAUUUACUCAGUUUGUCCUCAAAGAAAUGAGAAACAAGGAAUCAUUGAGAAAACUGUAUUUGUAUGCACUUAAAAGAAAUCAUUUGCUGGGCAAAAACCAGUUCCAAAGUUUUUUUUUCCUGUACAUUAUUGACAUUUUCAUAUAGAAGACAAAAUAUUUAAUUUUGAUAAUAUUUUAUUUUCAAUAUUUUCUAAUAAUAGUAUUUUGUGCAGUUGGAACCGAAACUUACCAAAUGCCUAACAUGCAUGAAAUGUAUCUUUUAUUGAUUUGCUUUGACAAUAAUUUUUUUUUUUACGUGCAAAAUGAAAAGCACCUCUUAUUCAGUAUGCAGCUGCUUAUUUUGCUGAGUGCUUUUUAAAUAUUUGUUCCAGUUUGAUUGAUUAUAAAAAUGACAGAUUAGCCACUGACACAUUUUGCCCUACUCCUCACGAGUUCCAGUAUUAUUUUAUUUGAUUGUGAAUGUUUUUCCUAGGUUUUAGCACAAUGAAUGUGUUGACAAUUGUUCUGUGAUGCAAUUCAGUGUCCCCAUUCACGUCCCCUCAGUCGACCUACAUAAGUCCUGCAGUCUCUGUGGUGGCCGCUUUGUGCCUCACGACAGGAAGCUGCAGAAGCUCUGUUUUUUUUUUUCUGCAGGUGCUUAUCCCAUUAAUUCUUGAAUUCUCUGGUUUUAUUAAUUUGUAUGCUAAUUAAAUGUUAUUUCAGAACAGAAUAUUUAAUGCUGGAUAUAUGGGAUAUUUUUGUUCUUCUUUUAUAGUGCUGACCAAGUAGAGCAAGUAGAUAAUCACUGCCAAAAAAGAAAAAAAAGGCCAUCAGUUAAGCUCUGCCUUGAUAACUGGAAACUUGCCCCAUUUUUGGCAGAGUUCUAUUUACUCAAGUGCCUAAUCCUGGUACCUCAGCACCAAUACACUGUGCAUUGGGCAUUAUUUGGUUUGCUAUCUCUGUUCUUCUACAAUUAAAAUAGUACUUUAAUAGUAGGUGUUAAGUAGAACAGUGUCAUUUGAAGUCUCAAGUGAAAAUUUUGGUGUAUUUUGACGAUUUCUCAGAUUGAUAGGCCAUAUGUACAAUUAGAAGAUUUAAUCAAAAUACUUUCAAAAUGGAUUUUGUCACCUGUGUGUUAGUUUAAAAGGGCUUGCAGGUUAUAUUUCAUGUAGACUAAUGUGUAUUUCUGUCCUCUUGUAUCAGUUUUUCAUUGUGACAAGCCUUUCAGCAGUAGUAUAUAUCAUAGUGUAUAUCAUAGCAACAUACUGUAAGAAAAUAAAAAUGCUAUUAGAAGGACUCUGCCUUCCUUCCUACUUCCAACAGACUUUUAGAUUUCUUCAUUGUUUUCUAAACAGCGUUCAGUCUACUGUGUGAAUGAGCUUUUGCGGACAUGCUCAGCAAUCAAAAAAUCGAUUACUUUGUGGUCCUUGAUUUUAUUUACUUUUGUUUUUCUGUGAGUACUAGGUGCAAAACAAUGCCUUGCAGAAAUGUGUUCUGCACCUUCAGGGAUUUCGUGAGGAGUCAUACCACUGAGAGUGGAUAUUAUGAUUGCUUUCCUGUCCAGGGGGCCCGAGGUCUAGCCGUAUGUGAGUCUGUAGCUCUAGAUCAAUAGCAGAUUCAUUACAGGGGAAGGUUCAGAAUGUUGCCGUGCGCUUUAAGCCAUACUGUUCAGGGACUAGAUGGCACCCUCAAUACAGUGAAGGUCUAUCAAACCGAAGUGUAAGAGAACGUGACUGUGUUUGUGUUUCUGUCUUCAAAGCAAACAUUUGAAUGGGUGGUCCAUCUCAGCAUUAAUGUGACCGUGUUUAGCACUCAAGUGUUCUGUUUUUAUGUAAACAAUUGACCCUAUAAGAAUGUAUUUAU
This is a messenger RNA of Carassius gibelio (silver crucian carp), 3482 nucleotides long. It is a transcript of the gene lrrc3, whose product is annotated as leucine rich repeat containing 3. Gene Ontology annotation, cellular component: plasma membrane. NCBI's taxonomy places the organism in Eukaryota, Metazoa, Chordata, Actinopteri, Cypriniformes, Cyprinidae. The transcript is spliced from 3 exons. The record is from RefSeq and is a predicted model, not a curated record. Gene Ontology annotation, molecular function: protein binding. Bases 747 to 1547 code for a protein of 266 amino acids.